This is a messenger RNA of Racocetra persica, 150 nucleotides long. NCBI's taxonomy places the organism in Eukaryota, Fungi, Glomeromycota, Glomeromycetes, Diversisporales, Gigasporaceae. The record is from the annotation of a GenBank genome assembly.
UGGCUUUAAAAAGUUUAAAUAAAUCAUCUGAUUCAACAAAUGAUUUAUUAAAAGAAAUUGAUGAUAAUACAUUUUUUAUUCAAUGUUUGGGAAUUUCUCAAGAACCAAAAACACAAAAUUAUAUUAUGGUAAUGGAAUUCGCAUCUUCAG